Messenger RNA from Trichoderma aggressivum f. europaeum, 1683 nucleotides. RefSeq lists its product as uncharacterized. Bases 1 to 1683 code for a protein of 560 amino acids. Gene Ontology annotation, molecular function: ATP binding; ATP-dependent chromatin remodeler activity. The record is from RefSeq and is a predicted model, not a curated record. The transcript has 5 exons. Lineage: Eukaryota; Fungi; Ascomycota; Sordariomycetes; Hypocreales; Hypocreaceae.
AUGGAUCGGCUAUCCUCUCAGGGAGACACCAUCGGUUAUGGCAGCCAAGACGAGGAGAUGACAGCAGUUUUUGAGGAUUCACCAGGGAGUAAUGACGAUGAGGAAGGAGCCCAGCGGAUUGGUAAAUCGGCAGCAGCAUACAUUAGACGAGGCAAGAAAAUCCUGACCAACGACAUGUGGAAUGUUGUUGUUUGCGACGAAUGCCACCACAUCAAAAGUUUUGGCACCAGGGCCAAUGAACUAGUUCGAAAGCUUGACCGGGAGACUUUGCUUCUCGUAUCGGCUACACCGUUGCCUAACCACAAAGGCGACGCUACAAAUGCCGAUACUUUCUUUGGAGAUCUAGUAUAUGACAGCCUCUUUGAUGAGUCUGUCGAGCUUGAAGUUGAGGAGCCCCUUACACUAAACCGUGUUCUCCGUGGCAGAGUUAAAAAGACAUCUCAGCUAUCGCCAAGAGAACGCCGUCGAGCCAUGGAGUACAAGUCUGCGGUAUAUCGCCGUUCGUCAUUGGCUUCUACUGAUGUCAACAACGUCAAGCUCACGAACCCCUCAGCAAGACUCCUGCAGCGGCUAUCUGAUCUUCAGCAAGGCGCUCUGGACAUGGAUGCGUCCGGCCGUCCAGAGUACCAGAGAUGCAAGGAAGCUCGAAAGGCACGUUCAAACCCAAUUCUGGCUGCAGGACACAAAGAGGUUGACCGAGUUGCCCUUUUUGAUACUACCGGUGGCCUACAGUGGAACUUUUACAACACCCGUGAGAGUCAAAAGCUUGGCUUUCCGCCAGAUCGAGUCAAUCAGGUGAGAUACGUCGCUCGGGACUCUCCCAAGUAUGUAUAUACGGUUCUUGAGGCAUUGGAUGCACAAGCCAAAGGCGAGCGCUUAUUGGUAUACGUAAACAACCCUUUAGCAUCCCAAAUGGUGAAUGCUUUGCUCGUGGCUGCGGGUGUCCCUACCCUUCACUACAUGAGCCGGCAUUCCCAAACAGAGCGCGACCACGCCGUUGAAGCUUUCAAUAAUCCAGCUACACCUUACAUCUGCCUAGUGACGUCGCUGCAGCUCUCAGCCUUUGGCGUCAAUCUCCACCAGGCGUGUCAUCGCGGCUUGAUUCUAGAGCAACCAAUAAGCCAAGCAAUCCUUCUCCAAGCUCAAGGUCGACUCUGGCGUAUCGGGCAAAAACAUGAUGUUCAUUGGAAAAUCCUAUACUCUAGAGACUCCUUCGAUUGUUUCAUCGAGGCGUAUAAUCUUGAAAAGUAUGCUACAAGUCUGGCGGCUGAGAGCGGCAUUGAUCCCAGGAUCAAAGGAGAAGCAAGGGCCAUAUGCGCAUUCGAUAUCAUGCGACAGCAUUUGGGCCAGUCUUGCUCCAGGUAUAGCAGGGGUCGUGUAGUAUGGAGUCAGAUGGACAGCCGUGAGCUGGAGCUCGAAGGGUUCUUCUAUUCUGCACUUGCACAGUACUUUUUCAAAUACCCUGGCAAGUCUGACUUGGUCGGGAAACAUAACGUCAAGCACAUCGCCAAAGCAUGGGAAAUAGGCCUUGAAAUCACCCCAAGAAUGGUUGGAUCUCCAACACCUCUAGAUGAUGGAUUAGUUCUGGAUGGUUACAAAGAAGCAGAUGAUGAGAAUACUGCUCCUCGCAAGACCAUUCCCCACGGAGGGAGGGGGGUGGAAGGGACGGACAUUGGGGACUGA